Messenger RNA from Melitaea cinxia (Glanville fritillary), 457 nucleotides. RefSeq names its product protein brawnin (gene sloth2). Gene Ontology annotation, biological process: mitochondrial respiratory chain complex III assembly. NCBI's taxonomy places the organism in Eukaryota, Metazoa, Arthropoda, Insecta, Lepidoptera, Nymphalidae. Bases 1 to 207 code for a protein of 68 amino acids. The transcript has a single exon. The record is from RefSeq and is a predicted model, not a curated record.
AUGCCUGCUGGUGUUACCUGGACUCAAUACAUAGCGUUUUCGACGGCUGCUUUGUUUUCUAUGCUGGCUGGUUCACAAAUGGUACACAUUCAUUAUAAACCCCUUGAUGAUUUACAGAAGUAUAUAAACAAAGAGUUAGAGAACUUUCCUGUCCAUGUCCAAGAAAAGAUAAAGCAGGAGCUCAAAGAAGAGGGUGUGUUAAAAUAAAAGUUUAUGAAAAUACUUUUUCUGGAUUUUAUUGGAAGGUCCUCCUAUGGCAAUGGUUUCUUUAAAGUAUUCAAAACAUCAGGCAUCUAAAAACCCAAUAAACUGCGAUAAAAUCCAAAAAAGUUGUUUCAUUAUAAUAAAAAUUUAUAUAUUUAUAAACGAAUAUGAUUCAUAGUUUUUUUUGUAACAUAGUAUUGUUAUAUGUAGAAAUCCUAUUAUAGCUAUGUUUAUAUAAACUAGUUAACCCUUA